Oldenlandia corymbosa var. corymbosa is the source of this 1848-nucleotide messenger RNA. The record is from the annotation of a GenBank genome assembly. Lineage: Eukaryota; Viridiplantae; Streptophyta; Magnoliopsida; Gentianales; Rubiaceae.
AUGGAGAAAAGGUAUGCAGUUGUGACCGGGUCAAACAAAGGAAUUGGAUUUGAGAUUGUGAGGCAAUUAGCUUCUCAUGGAAUCACUGUGGUGUUGACCUCUAGAGAUGAGAAAAGGGGUCUUGAUGCUGUCCAGAAGCUCAAAGAAUCUGAUGGCUUUUCUGAUGAUAUUCUGCUCUUUCAUCAGCUCGACGUGGCUAAUUCAUCCAGUGUUGCUUCCCUUGCCGAAUUCAUCAAGAAUCAGUUCAGAAGGCUUGAUAUCUUGGUGAACAAUGCCGGAAUUAUUGGAGCCAUUGUAGACGUUGAAGUUUUCAAAUGUGGAGUUGAAACAAUGCACGUAGGAACACAAAAUGACUGGAGGCCCAUCCGUACAGAAACAUAUGAAUUGGCUACAGAAUGCUUGGAAACAAACUACUACGGUGCAAAGAGAAUGAUCGAAGCCUUUUUGCCUCUUCUCCAAUCUUCUCAAUCACCAAGAAUUGUAAAUGUCACUUCAACCAUGGGCAGGUUGCGGAGUUUUAGCAACGAAUGGGCGAAAGCAAUGUUGGGAAAACUAAGCGAUGUGGAAAACCUUACAGAAGAGAAGGUAGAUGAGGUGCUGAGUGAGUAUCUGAAAGACUUCAAGUCCGGCUCUCAAUUAGCCAAAGGUUGGCCUUUCGCUUAUUCUGUCUCCAAAGCGGCCCUCAAUGCAUACACCAGAAUCCUAGCUAAGAAGUUUCCGAGCUGUAAGGUGAAUUCCAUCUGUCCUGGCUAUGUUAAAACAGAUAUAAACCAUGAUUGUGGCAUGCUUUCAGCAGAAGAAGGUGCUGAAUGGCCUGUAAAGCUAGCUCUGAUGUCCGAUGAUGGUCCUUCAGGAUUAAUGGAGGACAAGAUAGCUCUAGGAAGAAAAAUCAAUAUCUCAAAGACACCAUCAAUGGCUGAAGCAACUAAAGUCACCACUUCCAAAAGAUUAUAUGCAGUUGUUACUGGGGCAAACAAAGGGAUUGGAUUUGAGGUUGUGAGGCAAUUAGCUUCUCAAGGAAUCACUGUGGUGUUAACUGCAAGAGAUGCGAAGAGGGGUCUUGAUGCUCUUCAGAAGCUCAAAGGGUCUGGUGGUUUUCCUGAUGAUCUUCUGCUGUUUCAUCAGCUAGAUGUGAUUGACAUGUCCAGCAUUGCUUCCCUUUCUGAUUUCAUCCGGAAUGUGUUUGGAAGGCUUGAUAUCCUGGUGAACAAUGCAGGAAUCACGGGAGCACAUAUAGAUGGUGAUGCAGUUAAGUCUUCAUUUGCAGCUGCUGGAGGGACAGAAGGAGCCCAAAUCAGCUGGGAUGUCGUGAAGAACGCGAUGAGCGAGACUUAUGAUUCAACUCUGGAGUGCUUGCAAAUAAAUUAUUAUGGUGCAAAAAGAGUGAUUGAAGCUUUUCUACCACUUCUGCAACUAUCUCAAUCACCAAGAAUUGUCAAUGUUUCUUCUGAAAUGGGCAAGUUAAAGAAUAUACCCAGUGAAAGGGCAAAAGGCUUAUUAAGAGAUGUUGACAGCCUGACAGAAGAGAGGAUGGACGAGAUGCUGAAUGCAUUUCUGAAAGACUACAAAGAAGGCUCCCUAGAGGCCAAUGGCUGGCCUUUAUUCUUGUCAGGAUAUACAGUUUCCAAAGCAUCCAUGAAUGCUUACACAAGAAUUUUGGCGAAAAGGCAUCAUAACUUCAAGGUCAACUGUGUCUGCCCUGGCUUUGCAAAAACAGACUCAAACCUUAACUCGGGAAUCUAUUCUGUAGAAGAAUGUGCCGAGCGUGUUGUAAGGUUAGCUCUGCAGCCUGACGAUGGCCCUUCUGGAUUGUUUUUUGUUCAUGGUAAAUUGACCCCAUUUGAUUAG